Oncorhynchus tshawytscha (Chinook salmon) is the source of this 1632-nucleotide messenger RNA. RefSeq names its product lens fiber major intrinsic protein-like. Gene Ontology annotation, biological process: transmembrane transport. The record is from RefSeq and is a predicted model, not a curated record. Gene Ontology annotation, molecular function: water channel activity. The coding region runs from base 498 to 1289 and encodes 263 amino acids. Lineage: Eukaryota; Metazoa; Chordata; Actinopteri; Salmoniformes; Salmonidae. The transcript is spliced from 4 exons. Gene Ontology annotation, cellular component: plasma membrane.
CCUCUCCCCUCCGUCAGAGAGGCUAAAACGUCCACAGGACACUCCGUCUAUCCCUGUCUCUAUUCUAGAACCACUCUUCUAGCAUCAAUGCACACCUCUUGACAACUAUUCUGAGACACACACUCCCCCCCACACACACACACCCCUAUGUCUCUACGACAGGCGGCUAGUGGAGGCAAGCAAAGCCGAGUUUAUGUUUGACUGCCUGCGAGCCAACUCCAGAUCGCUCGUAGAUUAGAAACAGAUCUAUCGGUGGAUUCCUCUGUCGACUUUUUAAACUGUUUGUCUUCCAACUGAUUGGCUCAGUGAGACAACGUUUAGGUCAGCCCAGCUAGCUGACUGCCAAAGGGAAAUCACUUUUUUUUUUUUUUGCAUCUGAAACAGUGCAAAAAGAUCACUUAGACUUUUAAAAGGUACAAGCUUUUUCCAGAUUCACCCCAACAACUUUUUUCCCAAGAACAUUUUCCGUUCCGAGGAUCGUCCAGUGAACGGCCAGCAUGUGGGAGUUCCGGUCCAUGGCGUUUUGGCGGGCGGUCUUCGCUGAGUUCUUCGGUACCAUGUUCUUUGUGUUUUUCGGCAUAGGCGCUGCGCUGCGCUGGACCACUGGGCCUCACCACAUCCUGCACGUAGCUCUGUGCUUCGGCUUGGCGGCUGCCACCAUCAUCCAGUCCAUCGGCCACAUCAGCGGCGGCCACAUUAACCCGGCCGUCACCUUCGCCUAUCUGGUAGGCUCCCAGAUGUCCCUGUUCCGCGCUUUUUUCUACUGGGCUGCCCAAUUUCUGGGGGCCGUGGCCGGGGCCGCCGUGCUCUAUGGGGUCACCCCAAAAAACAUGAGGGGCAACAUGGCUCUCAACAUGCUGCAGCCUGGCAUCAGCCUGGGCAUGGGCACCACAGUGGAGGUGUUUCUGACCAUGCAGCUGGUGAUUUGUAUCUUUGCUGUGACGGAUGAGAGGAGGAACGGACGCAUGGGCUCUGCUGCCCUGUCCAUCGGCUUCGCUGUCACAGUCGGACACCUCAUGGGGAUGUACUACACUGGUGCUGGAAUGAACCCUGCUAGAUCUUUCGCCCCUGCUGUGCUCUUCAGGAACUUUGUCAACCACUGGGUGUACUGGGUGGGCCCCAUGAUAGGAGGUGCUAUGGGCGCUCUUCUGUACGAUUUCAUGCUGUUUCCCCGCAUGCGUGGUCUGUCUGAGCGCCUGGCCACACUGAAGGGCAGCCGACCCCCCGAGACGGAGACCCAGCAGGACACCCGCGGGGAGCCCAUCGAGCUCAAGACACAAGCCCUAUAAGCCUGUCCCUAUCUGGGGAUGGGAAUGAGGGACAGGCCCUGUUUCGACCAACCCCCAUGCUACCCCCAACCCGUCAACACACACACACACUCACUCACACAGACUCACUAACUAACACACAGACACACACACUCACAUUGAGACACACUGACUAAACAUGCAGAUUCAGACGUGUAUUUAUACACAAACUGUACACACACAUACACAGACAGGUUCACAACCUUCAACCUCAACAUGCAACGAGACUUCUCUCCCUCCAACCUCACUCUGUAUACUGAAUUGGACAUUGUGUUUGAUAGAGGCGAACAGGGAGGGCCUGCUCCAACAGUCCCACUAACCCCCC